Molecule: messenger RNA, 6975 nt
Organism: Solanum verrucosum
Lineage: Eukaryota; Viridiplantae; Streptophyta; Magnoliopsida; Solanales; Solanaceae
Exons: 2
Coding region: 1-6975 (2324 amino acids)
Biological process (GO): DNA integration
Molecular function (GO): RNA-DNA hybrid ribonuclease activity; nucleic acid binding
Source: RefSeq, a predicted model, not a curated record
AUGACUGAUUCCGGUGCAUCUGAUCAAAAUGGUUUGGGACUUGUCACUGUCCUGAGAGAUGAACCCGAGACUUCGGAAGGAAUGGAACCAAUCCCUUAUGAUGUACACAUUGCCAAUUUGAUGCAAAAAAUGGCCGAUAUGCAAAGUGAGAUUGAUCGACUUCGAAACCUCACUAAUUUGUCCAUCACUUUGAACACGCCACUUCCCGAGCAGGGAACAAACACAGCUACCCCGCCUCUUUUUCCACAUGUUGACUCUCCUACUCCUCAAUAUUUUCCACCAAACCCUUCCCUUCACAAGACCAAUCCAACUGCUUCCAAACAAUCCACCAACCCUCAACAACCCAACUUUCCACAAAACAAUUCGCAACAAGCCAACCCUUUACCCUUCACUACCCCAUAUGCUCCCCAAACUUCACUUACCCAAACUCCGGUCAUCCAAACUAACCCACUUACCCAAACUACCCCACUCACCCAAACUGCCUUACCUUCCCAAAAAUACCAAACGACCCAACAUAUACCGGUGGCACACACUGCAAUCCCUAACAUGCAAUAUGUGCCUCAAGUAUAUGUAGCGGAAGCUCAACCUUUCCUUAAUCCAAUGCCAACCCUGCCAGAAGUCGAUCCAUAUGAAGAGAUGGAGAAAGAAGCAAGGUCAAGAACAGAUGACAAUGUAGCAAGGGAGAUUCGUAAUUUGAAGGAAGCUUUCAAAAAUAUCCAAGUCCAUAAGGGGGUUGAAGGUCUUGAAUAUGAGGAUUUAUGUGUUCAUCCCGAUGUUGAAUUACCCGUGGGGUAUAAGGUACCAAAAUUUGAUGUAUUUGAUGGGAAGGGAAAUCCUCGAGCCCAUUUAAGGUCGUAUUGUGACAAGUUAGUUGGAGUGGGGAAAGAUGAGGCCAUUAGAAUGAAGUUGUUUAUAAGGAGUUUGACAGGAGAGGCCCUUGAUUGGUACACGAGUCGAGAUCCACAGAAAUGGAAUAGUUGGGGUGCGAUGGCGCAAGAAUUCAUGGAUAGGUUCAAGUUUAACACUGAGGCAAUUCCGGACAGGUUCUACUUGAUGAAGUUGGAAAAGAAGUCAACAGAGUCAUUCAGAGAGUAUGCAAUGCGGUGGAGAGCAGAUGCCGCAAAAGUUCAACCUCCAAUGGCAGAAAGUGAGAUGACCUCUCUUUUUAUACAAUCCCAAAAAGAUGCAACGUACUAUGAAAAGAUGAUAAGUGUUGUAGGGCAAAAGUUCUUUGAGGUUGUCAGGAUGGGAGAAUUUAUUGAAGAAGGUAUUAAAACUGGGAGAAUCACUAAUUUGGCAGCCCUGCAGGCGACAAGUAAGGCAAUUCAGUCGGAUUCAAUCGGAGGAGCCCUUAAGAAGAGGAAGGACGGUGUGUCUGCUGUCAUGACCAUCCAGGAACGUAGGCCAAACCAAAUGUUAACCUACCAAAACCCAUUACCCCAACCUUCAUACUACAGUCAGUAUACCCAAAUUCCUCAACCCUAUUAUCAACCUUCACCUGCCCCUUACCCAGUUUACACCACCCAACCAACAUAUUGUCCACCUAGAGCACCUGCCUAUUCAAAUCAAUCACGAUACCAACCCGCAUAUCCAGCCCAAUCCCACUACCAACCACAAAACCGUCCAUCAAAUGCACUCAGACCCCGCCCAAACUUUGAAAGAAGACCAGCCAAAACUUAUACACCUUUAGCCGAACCUUUAGCCCAACUAUAUGAACGGUUGAGAACUGCAGGAGUAGUCCAGCCAAUCCAAGGACGAAUUCCCAAUCCCCUUCCUGGAUGGUAUGACGAGACCAAGCACUGUGCAUAUCACUCUGGAGCUGCUGGACAUGAUACUGAAAGUUGCCUUACUCUUAAAGACAAGAUUGAGGCAUUGAUCAAAGAAGGAAUCAUUCAACUCAAAGGUGUUGCCCCCAAUGUAAACAACAACCCGCUGCCAAAUCAUGGCAAUGUUCACAUGAUCACCGUUGAUGAAGAUUGCAAUUUGGAAGGAACCAUAGUACCAGUCAAGAUAGAGAAGAAUGUUGAGACAUCGGCCUUUAUCGCUCCAAUAAUCACAGUCCAAGUACGAGCGCCAAUUAAAGUGGAAGCUUUUCUUCCUAAGCCUAAGAUCGUGGCCCUUGCCGUUCAAUCAUCCCCUUUUGACACUAAUGCAGUUCCUUGGAAUUACUCGAUGGAUGCAAGGGACAAAGGAAAAGGAAAGAUAGUUGUAGAAGCUGCUGCUGCAGGAAUGACAAGAUCCGGACGUUGUUAUGCCCCUGAAGAAGUUGUACGAGGAGGACCAAACAAGGAAAAUAACCAAAAAAGGGUUGUGACAGAGGCUGAAGUGGAAGAUUUCUGGAGGAAGAUGCCAACUAAGGAAUAUUCAGUUGUUGAACAGCUAAAGAAAACUCCUGCUCAAAUUUCCUUAAUGGCCUUAUUGAUGAAUUCUGCAACUCAUAGGAAUGCUUUGGUAAAGGUUUUAAAUGAAGCUUAUGUUCCAGCUGAGACCACUAGUGAGAGCUUUUCUACCAUGGUAGGACAAGUUUUGGAAGCUAACAAAGUCACCUUUCAUGAAGAUGAGUUGUUGCCUGAAGGUUUGGGACAUAACAAAGCGUUGAACAUUACUGUCAGAUGUAGGGAUAAGUUUAUUUCCAGAGUUCUGAUUGAUAAUGGUUCAGCUGUUAACAUAUGCCCUUUCACUACUCUUCGAGCUUUGGGAAUUGACAUUGGAAAGAUUCGUGAAAGUCAUGUAAGGGUUAGAGGAUUUGAUGGGACACAAAGGGGAGUCAUUGGGGAAAUUGAUCUGCCAUUGCAAAUUGGACCUGUGGAGUUCAUUGUAGAAUUCCAAGUGUUGGAUAUAUCUGCUAGUUAUAAUUUGUUACUUGGAAGGCCAUGGAUUCAUAUGGCUGGUGCGGUCCCUUCCACUUUGCACCAGACUUUGAAAUUUGUGUGGAACCAUCAGGAAAUUGUUGUUCAUGGAGAAGGUAACAACUCAAUAUAUCCUGAAAAUUCAGUCCCUGUUAUUGAAAGUAUGGAAGAGUUGGAUGGGUCUGUAUUCCAUAUUAAGGAAAUUGUGUGUGCUACUCAAGUUGGAAAGGCAAAUUUGCCACGUGUGCUUAUGAUGGUGGCUUGGGAAAUGUUGAAGAAUGGUUUUAUCCCGGGUCAAGGUCUUGGAGCGAAAUUGGAUGGAAUAGUGGAACCAAUUCAAUUGCCUGGUCAGAAAUACACCUUUGGUCUUGGAUACGAGCCUACUCCUGAAGAAAUCUCGUCGGCCAAUCUCAAAAGGAAAAGUGACAAUCCCUUACCACAACCUAUCCCGCCCUUGAAUCAGUCAUUUUCCAAGGCGUUUGCUGCAGAAGGAUUAGAAGAAGCUGUUGAAGAUAACCUCACAGAAGGACUCAAAAACUUGUUCAUUGAAGAAACGGAAUGCAAUAUGAUUUUGGAGGACUGCACUGAGGCCCCGACCAUAUGGGAUGCCAUGCCUGGAGAUGCUUUGAACAAUUGGACUUGUAACCCGUCCCCGUUCCUCCGGGAAUCUUGCAAGCAAACUAAUAAAUCUGUCAAUGCCGAGAAUGUGACAUGUAAUGAAACGAGCGAACAAACCCCGAACAGUGAACAAACUUUUGCAGAAUAUGAAGAAGAUAUGCAGUCUGGAGAGUUGACCAAGGAGUUUGAACAUUUUGAGAAUAAAGAAAAGCCAAACUUGGAUGAAACAGAGACGAUAAAUUUGGGAGAUUCAGCAGAGUUGGUGAGAGAUACAAGAAUUAGUGUCCAUUUGACUUCGUCCCAAAGAAAAGAACUUAUUGAUCUUUUGAGACAAUACAUGGACGUGUUCGCAUGGUCUUACGAUGAUAUGCCAGGUCUAAGCACGGAUAUUGUUUCACACAGAUUGCCAAUUGAUCCCUCUUGCCCCCCAGUAAAGCAAAAGCCGAGAAAGAUCAAGCCUGAUUUGAGUUUAAAGGUUAAGGAAGAAGUCUCCAAGCAAUUUGAUGCCAAUGUCAUUCGGGUCACCAAGUAUCCCACGUGGUUGGCCAACAUAGUACCAGUGCCAAAGAAAGAUGGAAAAAUCAGAGUAUGCGUAGAUUAUCGAGAUCUCAACAAGGCUAGCCCGAAGGAUGAUUUUCCUCUCCCAAACAUUCAUAUACUUAUUGAUAAUUGUGCAAAGCAUGAGUUGCAGUCAUUUGUUGAUUGCUUUGCAGGAUAUCAUCAGAUUCUAAUGGAUGAAGAAGAUGCGGAGAAAACUGCAUUCAUCACGCCUUGGGGAGUGUAUUGUUAUCGGGUAAUGCCUUUUGGACUCAAGAAUGCAGGGGCAACAUGUAUGAGAGCUAUGACUACCAUAUUUCAUGAUAUGAUCCAUAAGGAGAUUGAAGUUUAUGUAGAUGAUGUCAUCAUCAAGUCACGGAAGAGCUCAGAUCAUAUAAGAGAUUUGAAGAAGUUCUUUGACAGAUUAAGGCGGUACAAUCUGAAGUUAAAUCCUGCAAAGUGUGCAUUUGGUGUCCCUGCCGGGAAGCUGUUGGGUUUCAUCGUGAGUAGGAAAGGGAUAGAGUUGGAUCCUUCAAAGAUAAAGGCUAUUCAAGACUUGCCUCCUCCAAAGAGUCGAAAGGAUGUAAUGAGUUUUCUUGGCCGCCUCAAUUACAUUAGUCGAUUCAUUGCACAAUCUACUGUAAUUUGCGAGCCAAUCUUCAAGUUGCUGAGGAAAGAUGCUGCAACAAAAUGGACGGAAGAUUGUCAGAAAGCUUUUGACAGAAUCAAAGAGUAUUUAUCUAGUCCACCAGUCUUGGUGCCCCCAGAAUCUGGAAGACCGUUGUUGUUGUAUUUGUCAGUGUCUGACAAUGCAUUCGGAUGUGUGCUGGGACAACAUGACGAAACUGGAAAGAAGGAGCAAGCUAUAUAUUACUUGAGCAAAAAGUUCACUCCUUAUGAAGCUCAGUAUACUUUAUUGGAGCGCACUUGUUGUGCUUUGACUUGGGUUGCACAAAAGCUGAGACAUUAUUUAUGUGCAUAUACCACUUUUCUCAUCUCAAGGAUGGAUCCACUCAAGUAUAUAUUUCAGAAGCCUAUGCCCACUGGAAGGUUGGCGAAGUGGCAAAUUUUGCUAUGUGAAUUCGACAUUGUUUAUGUCACUCAAAAGGCCAUCAAGGGACAAGCGCUAGCUGAUCAUCUCGCUGAAAAUCCCGUGGAUGAAGAGUACAUGCCUCUUAAAACUUAUUUCCCUGAUGAAGAGGUUUUAUUUAUUGGAGAGGAUAUUUCCGAAGAAUAUCCCGGUUGGAGAAUGUUUUUUGAUGGUGCUGCGAAUUCCAAAGGAGUCGGUGCUGGAGCAGUGUUGAUUUCAGAAUCAGGUCAACAUUAUCCUAUCUCAACAAAGUUCAGAUUCCUAUGCACAAAUAAUAUGGCGGAGUACGAGGCUUGUAUUCUUGGGCUUAGAAUGGCUGUUGACAUGAAUAUACAAGAAUUGUUGGUUAUAGGUGAUUCCGACUUAUUGAUUCAUCAGGUUCAAGGCGAAUGGAGCACCAAGAAUGUGAAGAUACUCCCGUAUUUGUUGUGUGUGAAAGAAUUGUGCAAGAAAUUCGUCAAGGUAGAAUUCAAGCAUAUUCCACGAGCUCAGAACGAGUUUGCAGAUGCGUUGGCAACCCUGGCUUCUAUGAAUCAACAUCCAGACAAGAACUACAUAGAUCCAAUCAAGGUCAAUGUGCAAGAUCAGCCAGCCUAUUGUUUCCAUGUAGAUGAAGAACCGGAUGGAGAACCUUGGUACUAUGACAUUAAGAGGUAUCUUAGAAAAGGAGACUAUCCAGAAGGAGUAAACAAUGUUCAAAAGAAAACACUUCGGAGACUCGCAAAUCACUUUUUCCUAAAUGGGGAAAUCCUUUAUAGGAGGACUCCAGAUUUGGGAUUGUUAAGAUGUGUUAACUCUCACGAGGCAAGCAAGUUGAUUGAAGAAAUACAUGGGGGUACAUGUGGGCCACACAUGAAUGGUUUCACUUUGGCAAAGAAGAUUCUACGAGCUGGAUAUUUUUGGAUGACCAUGGAAACAGAUUGCAUCCGUUUUGUGAGAAAGUGUCAUCAAUGUCAGAUUCAUGGUGAUUUGAUUCGGGUUCCACCGAAUGAGCUAAAUGUGACGAGUUCUCCUUGGCCAUUUGCAGCUUGGGGCAUGGAUGUCAUUGGCCCUAUUGAGCCAGCCGCCUCAAAUGGACACAGGUUCAUUCUGGUAGCUAUUGAUUACUUCACAAAGUGGGUAGAAGCAUCUUCAUACAAGUCUGUGACAAAGAAGGUGGUGACAGAUUUUGUUCGCAAUAACAUCAUUUGUAGAUUUGGGAUCCCCGAGUCAAUUAUUACAGAUAAUGGAGCUAAUCUCAAUAGUGGCUUGAUGCAUGAGAUAUGCGAGAAGUUCAAAAUUAUUCACCGCAAUUCCACUCCUUAUCGACCUCAGAUGAAUGGAUCAGUUGAGGCCGCCAACAAAAAUAUUAAGAGGAUAUUGCGGAAAAUGAUUGAUAACUACAAGCAUUGGCAUGAGAGUUUGUCCUUUGCCCUUCUUGGCUACCGCACCACAAUCAGGACUUCGACUGGGGCAACACCUUAUCUUUUGGUUUAUGGAACAGAAGCAGUGUUACCAAUGGAAGUCGAGAUACCAUCUCUGAGGAUCAUCCAAGAAGCUGAGUUAAGUGAUGCCGAGUGGACGCAAAAUCGGUAUGAACAAUUGAUGCUCAUUGAUGAAAAAAGAAUGAAUGCGGUUUGUCACAGACAACUUUAUCAACACAGGAUGGCCAAAGCUUUCAACAAGAAAGUAAGAUUGAGACAGUUUGAACCGGGACAAUUGGUGUUGAAGCGAAUAUUUCCACACCAAGAUGAAGCUAAGGGAAAGUUUGCACCUAAUUGGCAAGGACCUUACAUGGUUCACCGAGUACUGACUGGAGGAGCUUUGAUUCUAGCAGAAAUGGAUGGCAAGAUAUGGCCAAAAGCUAUCAAUGCAGAUGCGGUUAAGAGAUACUACAUCUAG